This is a messenger RNA of Drosophila subobscura, 522 nucleotides long. Its product is annotated as COX assembly mitochondrial protein homolog. Gene Ontology annotation, cellular component: mitochondrion. The record is from RefSeq and is a predicted model, not a curated record. The coding region runs from base 104 to 457 and encodes 117 amino acids. Lineage: Eukaryota; Metazoa; Arthropoda; Insecta; Diptera; Drosophilidae. The transcript has 2 exons.
UUUAUCUCCCACCAUGUUUUGACUUCCAUACGGUCACACUAGAGCAGGCACAUUCACUGACAAAACAAAAAGAAAUUGAAAUAAAAUAUUUGUAAUAUAUAAUAUGAGCUACAUAGAACAACAGAACGAUCCCCGCAAUCCCCAUGGACUUGGCGAUCCGAAUGACACAAAAUUGCGCAAGGUGGAGGUCGAGGUGCUGAUACCCAAGAUAAUGCGAGACCGGGCAAAGGCAGAGCUCUGCACCAAGGAAGUCGCAGAUUUUCAGGAGUGCUGCAAGACCAGCAGCAUCUUCAUGGUGGCCACCUGUCGCAAAGAGAACUCUGCACUGAGGGACUGCCUGACGCUCUGGUAUCAGAAUGAUGCCUUCAAGGAGGAGUGCAGGAAAAUCUAUCUGCAGGAGCGGUCAGACUACCGCAGCACCGGAAUACCCAAGAAGCAUCGCUUGGAGAAACUCUAGUACUUAGUUUUGUUAUUAUUUUUGUUUACUUUGCACGAAUGAUGAAUAAUUGAAGCGACGAACAA